Messenger RNA from Myotis davidii, 904 nucleotides. RefSeq names its product mitochondrial ribosomal protein S34 (gene MRPS34). Gene Ontology annotation, cellular component: mitochondrion; mitochondrial small ribosomal subunit. Gene Ontology annotation, biological process: mitochondrial translation. The transcript has 3 exons. The annotation marks the transcript as partial. NCBI's taxonomy places the organism in Eukaryota, Metazoa, Chordata, Mammalia, Chiroptera, Vespertilionidae. The record is from RefSeq and is a predicted model, not a curated record. Gene Ontology annotation, molecular function: structural constituent of ribosome.
UCAGAAUUCCUGCAGCUGCUCGGCCGCCUCCCGUUCUUCGGCCUGGGGCGCCUGGUCACGCGCAAGUCCUGGCUGUGGCAGCACGACGAGCCGUGCUACUGGCGCCUCACGCGUGUCCGGCCGGACUACACGGCGCAGAACCUGGACUAUGGCAAGGCCUGGGGCAUCCUGACCUUCAAAGGAAAGACGGAGAGUGAGGCCCGGGAGAUCGAACACACCAUGUACCACGACUGGCGGCUGGUGCCCAAGCACGAGGAGGCGGCCUUCACCGCUUUCACGCCGGUGCCGGAGGACACCCUGCGCUCCGUGCCCUACCCGCCGCUGCUCCGGGCCAUGAUUCUGGCUGAGCGACAGAAGAAUGGGGACCCCAGCACCGAGGAGCCCGUGCUGAAUCUGGAGAGAGUUCCCAUUGAGCCCUGGGACUACCCCGAGAAACAAGAGGCAAAGAAAAGGGCCAAGGGCACUCCUGUCUGAAAUGCCAGAACCGGCAGUUUGUCCAGGGUGCAAGGCAGUGGGCACCAUCCUGGUGAAUCAGAAUGUCCGUGUUGCUCCUGAGUCAGCCCCCGGGGACCUCCGUGGCUUUUCUGAGACCGAACUGAACAGAGGGGCGCCAGACCCCGCGCCGGUGUGUCUCCCUGUUCUCCAAACCCAGAUCUGGCCGAGGGAGUGUUGGGAGAAGACCAGCACCGUGGCGUGUGGUCCGGUGGAGGGUGGUGGUUUCUUCCGGUCUGGAGUGUGCACGGGGCCCUGCAGGAGGCAGCUGCUGGGGGAGAGCUGGCAGCAGCUGGCUGCAGGCGUGGAGCCCCGGCGCGGGCACCUGCCACUUCCAGGUGGCAUCCCUUUCCCAUAUGCGUUGUUUCAGCCAGGACCGAAGCUUGAGAGCGAAUAAAGGCAAAUGCAGCAG